Pangasianodon hypophthalmus (striped catfish) is the source of this 4120-nucleotide messenger RNA. RefSeq names its product interphotoreceptor matrix proteoglycan 1b (gene impg1b). NCBI's taxonomy places the organism in Eukaryota, Metazoa, Chordata, Actinopteri, Siluriformes, Pangasiidae. The record is from RefSeq and is a predicted model, not a curated record. Gene Ontology annotation, biological process: visual perception. Bases 508 to 3507 code for a protein of 999 amino acids. The transcript is spliced from 17 exons.
UUGUUGCAUGGGCUGCUUUGAAGCGAGUGCUGGAAAGAGGAAGACAAACAAAACAAGAGAGGCAGGAGAGCUUGCACUCACUGGUUAGGACUGAAAGUGCCUUGCUUAUAGAUCUUUGAGAAGGACACUAAGAGGAUGAAGAUAGUCUGCCACAUGCAAUCCAGCAUGAUUAGGAGUGAGUGGGUGGUACACAGAUGACUUCCAAACAAGAGUCUAUAUUUUUAACCUUAUCACUUCUUCUCAUCCAUCUUCCACACACAAAUGGCUACAUUCACUCACACUCUUUUUUACAGCCUGUGCCAGGACUUACACACUCUGCUGCCCUCAAGGAUCAAAUCUUCACCCAGGAAUCUGCAUUCAUCAAUCAGCUUUCCCUCAAACAACACCUUCCAUGGAAAAACCUUGACACAGUGUUUGUGGAAAUGUUAAUUUGUCACUCAGUGGAUUUAAGAUAAGUCGCUACAUCCAUAACUGGCUUUGACUCUAAAAAAAACAGAGACCUGCACAAUGGCCUUGAAAAAAGGACUAUUGCUCACGUUGUUCUUGUUUACCCUCCAAGCCAGCAGAAUCAAAGACCUCAGUAGAGACCAUUUAACAGAGAAAAGAGACAAGCAUUUCUACGAGGCCUUACGAACAGCCAGGCAUCUGUCAGCUGUCCAAGAUUCAUUUAUCCUGAAUAGGCCUCGAGUGAAGAGAUCAGCACUAUUCAGUACAGGGGUCAAAGCAUGUCCUCAGGAGAACAUGGCAGAGAUCAUCGCCAGCCACAAAUCAUACUACAAACUGAGAGUCUGCCAGGAAGCUGUAUGGGAAGCCUUCCAAAUUUUCUUGGACAGAGUACCUGAUACUACAGAGUUCCAGCAGUGGGUCCAUGCCUGCCAAACAGACUCACUUUGUGUGGAGGACUUGGCCCAUAAUUUCAGCAGCACCCAGGAACACCUUGACAUGGUGGCCAAGAGAGUGAACAUUGAAGAUAACCAAGAGGAUGCCAUGGCCACAUCUGUACCAGGCAAGAAAUGUUCAGAAAUUCCUGAAGAGAAAGUUGCCCUGGAUUCUGAAAAGACCAAGGUCUCAGCUGUACAGCACAUAAUAGAGUUCAGUGUGACUGUGAAGGACCCAGACUACAGGCAGCUACAGAGAGACCCUGACAGUUUGCAAUAUCAGGAUGCCCCCCACAGUCUUCAUGAACAGAUGCUGCAAAUUUUUAACAAACUUCCUGGUUUUAAGGAGAUUCGACUGCUGGGAAUUCCGAGUCCUGGAAGUGUUGCAGUGCGCUAUGCAGUGGUGUUUGAGACAGAAGUAGACUCUACAGGAAUAGGGCCCUCAGGGACAGUUGGAGAAUCUGGCACAGAAAUAGCCCUGAAGGACAUGGUAUUAAAGGCCCUGAGGGAGGAUACAUCCCUGCCUUUGGAUAUUUGUUCUCUCAGCUUCGAACCAACUACACAAAAUCAUUUAAAAGACCUACCAAAAGACAAACCAAGACAUCCACCUGGGGUUAUUAGUAAGCAAGAAGCAGUGGCCAUCUCUGAGGAGACUACUGAGUCAAUUAACAACUCAGAGGAAGAAGCAGUUCCUAAUGGAACUCAAGGGAGGGAUGAGGAGGCAAUAGAGAGCACAUUUCCUACACAGGAAACAUGUAAGCAUUUGCCUACUGUAACUACAUUGGUGACCAUUAGUGAGCCAUCUCCACCUGAACCAAGUGGUGGCCCCAAGCUAAAGGAAGCUGAGGAGCAAAAUCUAAUAUCUAAGGUUGAAGGAUAUAAGAGGAACACUACACUGGAUUCCCCAUUAAAGGUGUCUGAAGUGGAACAGGCUCUUGGAAAUGAAAUUGCUGCCAUGCCCAGCUCACCGAACUUGAACUCCAUUAAAGCUAUGAGAGCAUCUACUACAAAUCAGUAUUCAGAGAGGUUAAGUGUUAUAUCAGAAGCUUCAUUUAAAGAAGAAAUAUACUUUACCCCAACUGAAGUGCCUAAAGCAGAGGACAUAGCAGGCGAUACCACUGGGGCUAUGGAUGACAUUUCCAAAACUCCUGAGCCCAGCAGUUUUACAGGGAGCUCUGAGGUACCUAGCACAAAUGAACCCAUGGAGUUAAUAAGGUUCUCGUUAGUACCCAGGACUGAAGGUACCAUCCAGCAUAUGCAGUCUGCCUCAAUCCCUCAAACUGUACCUUCUGUAGACUUACCCUCUUCACCUCCAGCCCUACCUGGAAAUUUCCUUGAUAAGGAAGGACAGUCUAUCCAAACCCAUUCCUCUCAUCAGACUAAAGCAUGUGACAAUCAGGACUUUAUUAAGGGCUUGCCAUCUGAGACAGACAAUCCACAAUCCUCAGUCCCCUCUCUAGACAAAGACGUUGGGGUGUUCUUUAGUGUACAGAUUACCAACAUGCUCUUUUCAGAGGAUCUCUUAAAUAGGAGCUCACCUGGAUAUACGUCUCUGGAGAACACAUUCCUUGAACUAAGACAAACUUCUGAAUCCGGUAACCUGCCAAACCCAGAGUCUUCCAGUAAACAAACUGAGAAGGAACAGCGGACAUUAGCUUCAAUACCGUUGCUCCAAUUUCUACAAUCCAAUCUAACCGGAUUUAAGGAGCUACACAUCCUCAACUUCAGAAAUGGCAGUGUGGUAGUAAACAACAAGAUGAAGUUAGCCAAGCCAGUGGUGGAUAAUAUCACCAAGGCUGUACACGGCACUCUUGAUGACUUUAAUAAUACUGCCUCAAAGAGAACGGAUAGUGAAACUGACACCCAGUCAGCUGAUCGUGGUGAUCCAUGCAAGUACAUGGAUUGUAAUGAGUUUUCUCACUGUGUGGUGAACAUACUGACCACUGAGGCUGAGUGUCUGUGUGAUGCUGGCUACAGCACAGUGGAUGGCCUGCCAUGUCAGAGCAUCUGUAACCUCCAACCCAACUAUUGUCUCAAUGGGGGACUAUGUGAGAACAUACCAGGACAUGGAGCCAGCUGCAGAUGUCCUGCAGGUAAAUAUUGGUACUAUCACGGAGAGCACUGCAGUGAGCUGGUGUCUGUCCCAGUCGACCCAUUCCUAUUUGUACUCUGUCUGAUGGGAAGUCUCACAGUGGUGUGUGCUGUGAUAGGCCUGUUAAUGUUGAUUAACAGGAAGUGUAUACGGACCAGAAAGACAGUGAGACUAGUGCAUUCUCACUCUCCCCUGUCUAUGGAGGGAAUUAUGAGAGUGAAUCCAAUCUUUGAGAAUGAUGAUGGUAUCUUGACUCAUGUGUCCAGCACCAGCUCUCCCACAAUCACUGACUCUGACUCUGGCUCAUCUCAACCCUCUGACCAGGGCUCAUUUUAUUCAUUGGAAAACAUGCACCUUAGCAUUGAGAUUCCCAGGAAACUGUAUACAACAAGGUCAGAAAAGUUAGUAUCAGAAAUAGUUGGUUUCCACCACUGCAUACCACAUGUCGAGACAUGGAGACUGUCUAAUGAACACAGGACAUCAUGUUGUCUUCUGAGAGGAUCUGACAGUGAUGGGAUUGAAGUGACUGUGUUAUGACAAUUUCAUGGCCAGUCAAAACGUCUGAGCUCAAAUUGGCAGCAAAGGUCACUAUCGGAGCAAUAGGAAGCAGAGAAAUCAUUGUUUGUGACUUGUAAUGUGUCAAGAUGUACCCUUGUUAAAGGUUCUUUUUCCCUCACAGUGAGGUAUUUAUUUACAAAUGGAUACAUUUGGUGGUAUCAUUAUUGCUAUAGACUAUAUUGUUUAGACACUAGUAUAUCUCCAGUGUCCAAACAGUGUUCCAUUUUAGUUUUUUUUUAAAGCCAUAUCAGCUUCUGCAUUUUUAAUUAGAUUCUGAUAAUGAUCUUAGAUCUAAUAAACUUGUACUAGAAAAAAAAGUCUGGCUUUUGCAAGGAAACAUUUCUCAUCGAUAAUUUGUGCUGACCCCUGAUAAAAACAUACAGGAUAAGGAUUAUUUUACUUUAUUAUACACUUUUACAGAGAAGAGAACAAAAAAUAAUAAAAUAAAAAAACAGCUUCCACACCAAUGAAUUGCUUGUGUUACAGAUCUGACUUGUGGUUUAUGUACCUCAUGAAUAUUUUUUUUUUCUUCAAAUCAUCACAUUUCCACCAACCAGCAGGUGUAAAAUAUGCACGCACAGAACAAACAUUU